GAAGCCAGCAAUAACAUUAAGUUUUAAAAAGGGUACCAAAUGGCUAGCAUAUGGUAUUAAUACACUUGUAGGCAAAGAAUUUAAAACCAAAAAGUUGGUUUUAUUUACUUUGCUUAUAGUGAAAUGAAAAUAUUCAGCAGAAAUUGUAAUUUUUUUAGCAUAAUAUUAUUUUAUUACUAGUUCUAAUUUGUUUAGGAAUUUGUCUAAUUUGUUUAAGAAUUCUAAUUUGUUUAAGAAAGUUUAUUGUGAGUGUUAUUAUAUUAAAAAUAAAAACUUUUGUAAAAAUGCUCGAUGGUGUCAAGUGGCAUUAACCACCUGUCACGAAUGGCCAGUAAUGUUACAACUCCUAGCUGUUUUUCUUUAUCUUUUCCAAACCUCGUUUUCCAAUUCAGCUGCAGGAACGUCGCUUGUUCGCGUGUCGUGUCAUGUUUGUUUAUGUUAUUGUUUAAAAUAUUUUACACUAUUUAUCUUAGCUACUUAUUAACUAGUCGUGCUCUUUUAGCAGCGUUACUGUAUAUUUCGUGUAAUGCGGGGAAUUGAAGCGUAAAGAAAAGCGGAGAUGUCUAGUUUUUCUGAAAGUGCCCUAACCAAGAAAUUGGGAGAACUCAAUAAUUCCCAACAAAGCAUACAGACAUUGUCUUUGUGGGUGAUUCACCAUCGAAAGCACGCAAGAACAAUUGUACAAGUAUGGCAGACAGAGUUAAUUAAAGCGAAAAUUGAUAAAAAGCUUACGUUCCUGUAUUUAGCAAACGAUGUCAUACAAAAUAGUCGCAAAAAGAGCACAGAGUUUACAAAAGCAUUUGGAGGAGUUUUAAUAACGGCCUUCACACAUGUUGCAAAGCAUGCUGAUGGUAAAACUAAGUCAGCAAUUGAAAGAAUGCUCAGUAUAUGGGUUGAAAGAAGUGUAUAUGAAGCUGAUUACAUAAAACAAAUCAGUCAAUCUGUGAAUAAAGUAUUGAGAACAAAAAAUUCAAAAGACUUGGUGGUAGUUGGUGAAAAAGCAAAAGAAAACGCAAAAAUAAAACAGGAAGAAAAAGAUUUUGAACCCUUGUUAAAAAAAAGUCGGUUAGAUGAACUGAUACAUCAAACAGAAGAUGAUGAUUAUCUUACAUUGUCUCCUCGCGAUCCUCCUGAUGCAGAUGAGCUUGCUAAAGUCCUCAUGGAGCUGGAAAACUCCGCAUCCAGUGAUGCAGUUGUAAGAGAGAAGAUAGCUAGCCUUCCUCCUGAGGUGCAGGAUGUUUCUCGCCUUGAAAGAAUCACGGAUCGAGAAACUGCUGACCGCCUCUCUACCACUGUAGAUGAGGCUUGCUUGCUGCUAGCAGAGUACAACGGACGUUUAGUUGCCGAGAUUGAUGACCGUAGACAAGUUGCAAGAAUGCUGGCCGAUUUUGUUCGACAACAGAAAAGUCUUCUGCAAGAAUCUGAACAAAAACUCGCUAAUUAUCGAGAAAAACUGGCAAAGGUGUCUGAAGUCCGAAAAGAGCUAAAAUCUCACAUUCAAAACUUACCAGAUUUGACAAUGCUACCGAGUGUCACUGGUGGACUUGCCCCUCUUCCUUCUGCUGGUGACUUGUUUAAUUAAACAAGUUUUUAAGAUUUUAUGCUUCCUAACAUACCUGUCUCUGCCAUUUUGUAUAUCAUGUCAACCAAACUCAACUACCGCAAUUUACAGUGCUGCUUUUUCCAAGCAGUGUAAAAGUAAAAAAAAAUGAAUUUCAUUCCAAAUUAGAAAUUCCGCAGACCAUUUGUAGAAUACUUUCAUUUUUUUAAAAACCAAUGUUUAAUUUCUUUUUCCUCCAACAUGAACAUGGUUUUCAAUUAAACUUAAUUGUACCAUAUUGUUUCA
This is a messenger RNA of Ciona intestinalis (vase tunicate), 1846 nucleotides long. The record is from RefSeq and is a predicted model, not a curated record. NCBI's taxonomy places the organism in Eukaryota, Metazoa, Chordata, Ascidiacea, Phlebobranchia, Cionidae.